Molecule: messenger RNA, 1203 nt
Organism: Trichogramma pretiosum
Lineage: Eukaryota; Metazoa; Arthropoda; Insecta; Hymenoptera; Trichogrammatidae
Exons: 7
Coding region: 1-1203 (400 amino acids)
Biological process (GO): detection of chemical stimulus involved in sensory perception of smell; sensory perception of smell
Cellular component (GO): plasma membrane
Molecular function (GO): odorant binding; olfactory receptor activity
Source: RefSeq, a predicted model, not a curated record
AUGGCUUUCCACUCUAAAUGGACAGAAAAAGAACAAAAAUUUAAAAAUUAUAUUUUGCAUGUAAUAGCACAAUCUCAACAUCCUGUUACUAUAAAAGCUAAUAAUUUGCUUCCUACCUUAUCUCUGUCAUUUUUUUCGCAGUAUAUAUCUAUUUGGCCGUACGAUUUGACAGCGGAUAAAAGAGAAAUUUUUAUUCAUCAAAUCAGAUGGUGGAUAUCUUUUAUAAACGUUUGCAUUCUAUUGGUACCUCUAAUCUUGGGAGUAUAUUAUUUUCGUCACGACAAUGUUAAAAUGACUAAAACUUUAUCAGAACUUACUUGUUUAACAGAAAUAUUCUUUAAUUUAAUUCAAAGCAAGCUGGAGCUCAAAAAUUUUCAGAUAGUAUUUCAUGAAAUCGGAACAUUUAUCAAAGAAGCAAAUAAAAAUGAUACUGCACUUUUACAAAAAUAUCUAAACAAAUACAGAGAUUUUCAGUUAUUAAUGGGCCUAACAUUCAUUUUAGUAGCUAUAUUAUUUUCUCUCAUGCCAAUCGUAACCCGUCAAUCUUUGCCUGCUGAUGCGUGGUAUCCAUUUGAAAUUAAAUCCUCCAUUAUUUUAAUAUGCAUUUAUGCAACACAGGUUUUAGCUAUUUUUCAGACUGCAUUUGGAAUAUUUGUCGACAUAAUGGUUGCUUUUAUGCUGUGGUUCAGUGCUGCAAGAUUUGAAAUGUUAGAAAUUGAACUUCAAAAAGCAGUCAGUGAGCUAGAAUUAAAAAACUGUGUUCAUCAGCAUCGAAAACUUAUUAUAUUGACCAACAAAAUAAAAACUGCUGUAAAAUUAAUUAUAUUAAAAACAAAUGCCACUAUGUUAUUAGCUGUCAUAUGUGGUGCUUUUCAGCUUCUACAUCACGAAUCUUUAGAAGUAUUGAUUCAAUUCGUUAUGCUAGUUGCAGCUGGUUGCUUGAGAUUAUAUGUGAGUGCUAAAGCCGCUGAUGAUUUGAAAGAAAAUAAUGAUCGAUUUUCCCGAAGUAUUUUGUACACACCAGUAAUUCGUAAAUCUAAGUCAGCGAGUAAAUUGAGCUCGCUUUUGACAUUUUUCAGCCAAAGACCAGUUGUAGUGAGUAUUCCAGGUGUAAUAAAAGCAUAUACGUUGCAAUAUUAUGCUUCGUUUUUAUCAACAACAGUUACAUAUUUUUUGCACUUAAGAAUAAUAUUAGAUGAAUAA